CAGGGGCCGGGCGCGGAGCGGCCAGUGGGGCCCGUGCGCGGGCGGGGGAGCGGAAGCGCUGUGGGAGCGGCGCGGGGGCGGCGGGAGGGACGGGCCGGGCCCGGCGGCGCGCCCGGGAGGGCGGCGGGGAAUCUCGAGCACGGCUCUGCCCCCGGCGUGCCCCGGCUGAGGCUGGUCACGGCUCGCGAGCGCGUGUGGCGGGGCCCGGGCCGGCUCCCUGGCUGCGCCGCGGUGAAGCGCGGCUGGCGGCAGGGGUAACGCGGUACCCAAACCUGGCUGAAAAUGUGUCUGCUGCUCCGGGUGCCAGGAGAACGCCUUCUCAGAAAGCGCUUUAGAAAGGAUGCGUCCUUACCUGUGUGAUAAGAUCAUAGCUGAGAGACACUUUGAUUACCUGCGUUCUAAGAAAAUACUCACUAGGGAGGACACAGAAGAAAUUUCUGCUCGAUCUUCCAGUAGGAAAAAAACUGGGAAGUUACUGGACUACUUAGCAGAAAAUCCAAAGGGACUAGAUACUUUGAUUGAAUCUAUCAGACGAGAAAGAACACAAAACUUCCUGUUACAAAAGAUAACUGAUGUAGUGUUGAAAGUCAAAAAUGAAAAGCUUGAAGCUCUUAAAGGUUUAAGCUGCAGCACCUGUAUGACCUCACUGUAUGGAGGAACAAAUAAUCUUUCUAGAUCAUUUUCUGAUGAAUCAAAUUUUCUGGAUAAAACAAAAGACAAAGAAUCUACCCAGAUACAUCACCCAGAAGAAGAUUAUAGCACGGCUGCAUUUGUGUCUGCUGUCUCUCUUCAUUCCAUGAAUUUACCAGUUGCAGAGAUGGGCAAUUCACAGUGCAGUGUUUUCUCAGCCACCCUGCCGGGGCCUGGAGACCCUGGUGCACCCCCGCUGCCCCCAGAGCUCCAGGAAGAGCAGCAAGAGCCAUGUACCAGUUCAAGUGACAAUUGCUUCUUGCCUUUAAGAUCACGUUCUGUUCAACCACAGUGAGUGCGGUGACUUUCAUCUGUUCAUCCAAAUGGUACUGAAACUUUGUGGGAUGUCUCAUAAAGGCUUAAAAAUGUUUUCAAACUGUUAGGAAAAUUGGAGGAAAUCAUCUAUGCAAUUUCUGUUUUAGUUUUGUAAUUGUGUGAUGCUGGAGCUGCUUGACUUUUUUUGUUUUGUUUGUUUUCUUCUUUAGGGAGCUUUUUUCAAAAUAUUGUGGUGUCAUACCAACAAGUAUUUGGUUUUUAAACCAAUGUGUAUAAGAUGUCACAUUUAUUUGCGGAUACUUUAGCUGGGAUUAUAGAACAAAUGGGUUUUUUCUUUCUGCAGAAACUAACAAAUCAGCUUUUCUUAAUGUUUCUGUGAAGGGCGAACUGGGAAAGAUGGUUAGGAAAAGUACUGAGUAUGGAAAAAAUCUGAACUAAAAACUUAAGCUUACUUACCAAAAAGCUUAAACUAAUUUACCAAGUUAAACGUUUCUCACUAAGAUAAAUUCUGCUCUCCAUGUAUAUGUGUGCUGCUCCGUUUGCCAAAAAUGGCCAAGUCUGUGCUUGUUAGCAAGGAGUUUCCUCCUUGAGUGGACUGUGUCCUACUGGUACAUCAAAAGGCAUCAGUAUUGCAAAUACACUUCUGCAGGCCUCGGCGCAUUCUUCUUGUAUAUUAGUUAAAGAUUCCUGAUUUGAGAUGCACUUUAAAUAUAAAUUCUCUUUAGUACUGGAAAAGGAAUGUAAACUGCUCUAAUGGCAUUGUGAGGGCUGCAAGAAAACAUUGUAGGAUGCUAUUAAGGAGCAAAGCUAGUAUGCUUUUGUCCCUCUAGGGAAGUGGAGGAGAAGCUGUGUGGCACAAAGUAUGACACCUGAAGGACUCCUGGAAAUAUGGCACUUCAAAUACCUCCUCUUCCAAGCAGACAGACAGGUUUACAUUUCCAAUUGUUUAGAGUCAAAUGCAUUUUAAACUGUUUCAGCAUGGGAAGGUUCUCAUUUCUUGCCACAAUGUAACAUACUGUAUUCCUCUCAUACUCGAAUUGUAGCCUACCUUUUGUGCAGGUGCCUAUAAUAAUUUCAAAAUGACCUGGUGGAUUCUUAAUUUGACAUGUACAGCUGUGUUCUGCAGUACUACACCUUAAAGUGAUGGGAUGUUUUCAGUAUAUCAAAGGGUAGGUUUGUAUUAAAGGUCCUACAUUAUACUGGCUCUCGUACUGUGUAUAGCCAUGGAAUGCCAUUCCAAUGCACACUGGGGUAAUAUUGCUAAACUGCUCUCCUUUUGUGGAGGCAGGCCACCUGCAGGACCUCAGUAUAGUCUCUAUAAAUAGUUUUUCUCUAUUAUUCUGGUUUUGGAAGUAGAUUAAAAUAAAAUGCAAUGUUCAACUACACUCCAUCCCGAGUAUAUGAACAUCUUACAUGUGAGAAAGAUGUGUUUAUAAAAACCCUUGUUUUUCUUGUCUACAUCUACCAUCAUAUACUGUCCAGACACUGGAACUGCUUCGAUUAAAUGCCAUUCUGGAAAUUAAGUGCCUGAAUAUGCAAGCCAAACUUUGUUCUUUAACAUGAAAUUUAGGAUAGGAUGAACUCCCUCUCUUCCAUUAACUUGAAUUGUAGUUGCAUGUACUUGGGACGUCUAGAAAGUGAUUUGUGUAAAUGCCCACUGUACCCACUUAAAGAGCUGUGCUUAGGCUUGAGUCCCUUCCUGGGUUCUUGUAAAGAGAAGAGAGUGAGCAGGGUUGGCCUUAACAGAGAAAAUGCACCAGCCCAGGGUGGAGGCUGCCUUGCUGCUGCCCAUCCUGCCCCGUGCAUCCUGCAGGGACCACUCCCAGUGGAGCCGACAAACCUGAGACCUUGAGUGAAUGUAUUGUCUUUUCAAAUGUCUAUAAUGUGCGUUUUUGAAACAUAUUUUUAUCACAACUUUUGGAAUAAAUUCUUUUGUAUAAUU
Messenger RNA from Onychostruthus taczanowskii (white-rumped snowfinch), 2908 nucleotides. It is a transcript of the gene BCL10, whose product is annotated as BCL10 immune signaling adaptor. Gene Ontology annotation, biological process: apoptotic process; positive regulation of extrinsic apoptotic signaling pathway; adaptive immune response. The coding region runs from base 341 to 985 and encodes 214 amino acids. NCBI's taxonomy places the organism in Eukaryota, Metazoa, Chordata, Aves, Passeriformes, Passeridae. Gene Ontology annotation, cellular component: CBM complex; cytosol. The record is from RefSeq and is a predicted model, not a curated record. Gene Ontology annotation, molecular function: protein kinase B binding; NF-kappaB binding; kinase activator activity. The transcript has 3 exons.